Messenger RNA from Penicillium subrubescens, 4011 nucleotides. Its product is annotated as PE repeat family protein. Bases 1 to 4011 code for a protein of 1336 amino acids. NCBI's taxonomy places the organism in Eukaryota, Fungi, Ascomycota, Eurotiomycetes, Eurotiales, Aspergillaceae. The record is from RefSeq and is a predicted model, not a curated record. The transcript is spliced from 3 exons.
AUGAGCUCCCAAAAAUUCCAGUACGCAGAGCUCCCUAAAUAUUCGUAUUACUCCUUUCAAAAGCAAUACCAAACUUUCGAUCGGAACACGUUGGAAUUCUCUUAUUAUCCCGUCGGUUCGAAAGCAAAUGGUCUGACGGGGGGCAAGGUCCAGGACAACAAAAAGCCCAGUGCUACCGAACCAGCGAAAGAACCAGCUCCAGCUGCUGAGGCUAAGACAGAGGAACCCACGAGCUCUCCAGAUGAAAGCCCAGCGACACCAGAGCCUGCAGAAUCCUCCGAGGCGAUUACGCCCCCGGCAGAUGAACAACCUGCUGAAGCCGCGAAUGCAUCAGGCGAAGAUGCAAAAGUGGAAACUGAGGACGCAGCUGGCACCGAUGAAGCUGCUCCAAGCGCAGAGGGCGAAGCCGCCCCAGAUGCAGCCGCUUCGGAGCCCCCUGCAGAGGGUGCAGAACCCGAAAAGGUCGAUGAAAGCGCAGCCCUGGCAGAGACAGAUAGUGCAGCAAAGCCCAGCGAUGAAAAUGGAGGCAAUGACGAAGAUUUUCCAGACGUUGACCCUGAGGCUGGACAUGAUGGAGUAGAAUCGGAGAAAGAAGAAGCGGCAAAGCAAGCCGCUGAAGACGCCGAGGAAGCUCUGUCUCAAGCAGACGACGAGAAGACGGAUGCUCCAGCCGACGAUCCCCCAGCGGGAGACGCUCUAGCCGAACCUGCUCCAGCUGGAGAGGCUGCACCCGAAGCCGCUUCAGAUGAAAGCAAGGCUGAAGAACCUGCAUCACAGGAACAUACGCCUACUGCCGCAGAAGAAGCUCCUGCUGCUGCGGAAGAAACUCCCGCGGAACCCACCGACAAAGCCGAAGAUUCAGGAGACAGCCCUGCCCAGGCCGAGGAGCCAGCUGCAACAGAAGCCCCUCCAGCCCCCGAAGCCGAGUCUGAAGCUGAGAAAGCCGCUCCAGCCGAAACGCCAGAACCCGAGGCGAAAGCCGACGAAGAACCUCCUGCCGAGUCGAGCACUCCUGGAGAGCCGGUGGAGGAACCCGCUGCUUUCACCUCCAAGGCGGCCAAAAAGAACGCCAAGAAGAAGGAGAAGAAGAAUGCCAAGAAGGGCAAAGCUAGUAAAGGAACUGAUACAGAGCCGGAACCUGAACCUGAACCUGCUUCAGAACUGACCCCCGAGCCCGCAGCUGAGCCUGAACCCGAACCUGAGGCCGAUAAGCCUGCUUCCGAUGAUCCUCCAAGCGUGGAGGAGCCCGCUGAACCGGCGCCCGAACUAGCAGCUGAACUCGACGAGAAGCCUGCCGAUGCUGAAGUGAAGCCAGAGGAUGCUGCGGUGGAAUCAACCGAGACCACUGUACCGGCAGAGCCUGAAAGCACUGAACCCGCAGUAGAACCGGAGACUACGCCUACGGAAGAGCCUGCUGCGCCCGAGGCCUCACAGGACGACACGCUAGACGCUACUGCUGCCGACCCGCCUACCGAACCAGCAAAGGAAGAAACCGCCGAGAAACCUGCCGCCACGGAACCAGAAGCAGAAGCCAAGUCUGAGCCUGAGCCUGAGACUGAGCCCGAACCGACAGCAGAAGCACCCGCAGAAGCACCCGCAGAAGCACCCGCAGAAGCACCCACAGAAGCACCGAAGGAAGAAUCUCCUCCCGACGACGCAGCUGCCGAGCCACCUGUUAAAGAAUCAGCACCGGAACCAGCCUCAGAGGAAGCACCUGUGACUGAAGCCCCGGCCUCUGAGCCUGCAGAUCAGCCAGCCGACGGUGCUGCUCCCGCAGAAGCCGUUGAAACCCCAGCUUCAGAAGCCGCUGACGAACCUGUCGCUGAAAAACAACCCGAGGAAGCUCCUGUCGAGACUGUACUGGAAGAAGAAUCUCCUGCGGUUGAAGAGACGCCCGCUGCUCAGGAGGAGUCAGUUGCUGAAGAGGCGCCUGCCGCCAAGGAACCGCCUGCUGCCGCCGAGGAGCCUGCCACGAAGGAGUCUGUUGUUGAAGAGACACCCGCUGCCGAAGAGGCGCCUGCCGCUGUAGAGGAGCCCGCCGAAUCUGCCAAGGCGGAAGAAUCACCUGAAGAGCCUCCUACUGCUGAUGAAGCUGUGGUUGAGCAACCUGUGGCUGAAGAGCCUGCUUCUGAACCUCAAGAAGAGCCUGCUGCCGAAGCGGCCCCUACUGAGGAAUCAACCAAGGAGCUAGCUGUCGAAGAGCCGCCCGCAGAUGACCCGACGCCCGAGGAUCCCCCUAAGGAAGAUCCCCUUCCCGAGGAGACUGCUACUGAAGCUUCUCCAGCUGAAGAACCGAUUUCCGAGGCACCCACAGAGGAAGUUGUCGCUGAACAGCCUGCCCCCGAGGAACCAGCCGCAGAUAUACCGGAGUCCCUAGCAGAAGAGCCCUCAGCCCCUCAACCAGAGUCUGCACCGGCCGAAGCCGUUUCCGAAGCCCCGGUCGAAGAACAUGUCGAACCUGCUGCGGAUGAACCUGAGGCUGCUGCCGCACCGACAGAAGCGUCGCAAGAAGAGGUCAUCCCUGAGCCCGCUCCCGUAGAGGAGGCUCCAGCUGAACCAGCACCUGUCGAAGAAGCUCCUGUCGUCGAGCCUGCUGCCCCUGAGGAGGUUGUUCCAGAAGCUAUAGAAGCGCCGAAGGAGGAGCCUGCCCCCGAAGAGCCUGCCCCUGCUGAGCCUGAACCUACUCUCGAACAGCCUGCCCCCGAAGAAUCUGCUCCUGCUGAGCCUGCACCCGAGGAACCUGCGUCCACGGAGCCCCCCGCUGCUGUUGUAGAAGCUCCUGCCGAGCCAAUCCCUCCAGAGACGCCAGCUGAGGAGCCUGUCGAGCAGCCUGCAGCAGAGGCAGAACAGUCAAAAGAGAUGCCAGUAGAAGAAACUCCUGCUGAACCUGAUUCUGCACCAGAACUUGCGCCCGCUGAGCCAGUGGCCGAACCACCUGUUGAGGAGCCCCCCGAGGAACCAAGAGAGGCGCCGGCUGAACCAGCUGCUCCUGCGGAUGAAGUCGCCGCAGAAGAUGACGCCCCUGCGGAGGUUGUGCCAGAGGAAGCCGAAGAUGUCCCAUUCGCAGAAGCAUCAGAACUGCCAGUGGGAGACUCAGCAGCCCGGCACAACUCCCGUCGACGCAAGAAGCGCCCCGUGAAUGAACGCGAGCGGCGAAACUCCAAAACGUCCUCCGAAGGGCAGAAGAAGGAGCAACUCAAGCGCCAGAAGAGUGAGCGCGGACUAUUCACCAAUCGCUGGGCAAAGGCUCUCGAAGAAGCCCGGAAGCUGCACGAGGAGAAGAAGAGGGCUGAAGCAAACAACCAGCGAAAGCAACAAGCUAUUGCCGAAGACAAGGAGCGCAGUGAUGGUUCCCCAUCGGAAGGCUCUGUGAAGUCCAGGAGUUCUUCCUCAAAGGAGAAGGUGGAGAUUCCAAUAGAAAAAGAACCACCUGUUGUCACUGUGGAGGCAGAGCCCAAAUCCAAACCCAAGCGUCGCUCAUCCGAAGCAGAGCAAAGCAAGUCUGUCAAGACUUCCUCGUCCUCGAAGCAAGCAUCGACCUCUGCGCCCAAGCCUCGGGCGUUCCUAAGAUACAUGAGCAAUGCCCCACCCACCAACACCAACGGGCUCAUCGUGCGACCCAACGGCACUUCCAAGUCUGCUACCGACGCUCCUGAAAAGCCCCGCCGGUCCUCUACGAGUCACAGCCACAGCAGUGGCAAUCAAGAGCGAUCUUCAAAGGAGGAGAAGCGGCCCAGUGGACGGACUGAGAAAACUCACUCCCGACGCGAAGACGAUCCUGCUCGUCAGGAGAGGAGGAGUCGACGCCGCAGCUCCGUUGAAGCCGAAGUCAGCAAGCCCCGAGAACGUGAGAAGAAACCCGAGGGUUCGCGUCGCACCCACCAGAGCAGCAAAGAUAAGGACGGCAAAGACAAGGAGGUUCGUGCCCAUCGCCGGCACAAGCGCGAAGAGUCUCCCCCUCGGGAGCAAUCUAAGCUCAAGGGUUUCUUCAGAGCUAUUGCUGCUCAUUAA